Molecule: messenger RNA, 1449 nt
Organism: Acanthosepion pharaonis
Lineage: Eukaryota; Metazoa; Mollusca; Cephalopoda; Sepiida; Sepiidae
Source: the annotation of a GenBank genome assembly
AUGAAUGGUGAUGCAGAUGCCGACAGCCCCGAUGGGGACAUAGACAUGGAGAAUGUCACCCGAGUCCGACUUGUACAAUUUCAGAAAAAUGCAGACGAACCCAUGGGUAUUACACUUAAAGUGAAUGAAGAGGGGCGCUGUUUAGUCGCUCGAAUCAUGCACGGGGGCAUGAUUCACCGACAAGGGACUCUCCAUGUUGGAGAUGAAAUUCGAGAAAUUAAUGGUUUCAGUGUCCGAAACAAAACUGUUGAAAUGUUACAGAGGAUGCUGAAAUCCCUGCAAGGCGCCGUCAGCUUCAACGUUGUCCCUUCUGCUUCCUCCUGGUACUUCAGCGACAAGUUUGAUCAGAGUCUGAGCCCAAAAGAGCACCUUUCUUGUCAAUUUCUUUCAUUCCAGAAAGAAGCACGAGGGAAUGUAGGUUUGAAGAUUGUCCCUAGUUACAGACAUGCUCCCGCUCAGUGCGAGAUUUUUGUCCGUGCUCUCUUUGAUUAUGAUCCUGCCACUGAUGAACUGAAUCCUUGCCCACAAGCUGGCAUUCCUUUCAAAAUAGGGGAUGUCUUACAGGUGAUUAACAAAGAUGACCCCCACUGGUGGCAAGCAAGGAAGUGGAAUUCCUCCCCCACUGAGCCUGCUGGUUUGAUCCCGUCUCCAGAACUGCAAGAGUGCAGAGUUGCAUCAGCUGCUUCUGAGAGAGCAAAGCAGGAAAAUGCAGGCAAGUAUCCGAAGAAAGAAAACAUAGACAAGUAUUCCAGACGAGAAAAUGGAGGUCAUUGUUCAUGGUUUGGACGCAAGAAGAAAGACAAAUACCUUGCCAAACUCAAUGCUAUAUUUGACCAAUUAGAUUUAGUAACAUAUGAAGAAGUUGUACGACUUCCUGCAUUUGUAAGGAGGACAUUAGUCCUUUUAGGUGCUCAUGGUGUUGGCAGACGACAUAUUAAAAAUACAUUAAUUACCAGUCAUCCAGAUAAAUUUGCUUAUCCCAUUCCACAUACAACACGGCCACCUCGGAAAGAUGAAGAAAAUGGGAAAAACUACUAUUUUGUCACACGAAAAAAAAUGAUGGCUGAUAUAGAGGCGAAUGAAUAUUUAGAGUAUGGAACACACGAGGAUGCCAUGUAUGGGACAAAACUUGAAACGAUACGACAAAUUCAUGCUGAUAGUCUCAUGGCAAUUCUUGAUGUAGAACCUCAGGCAGUAAAGGUGUUGCGAACAGCUGAAUUCUCUCCCUUUGUGGUAUUCAUUGCAGCUCCGACUAUACCAGCAGUGACCGAGGAUGGAAGUUUGGAACGACUUGCAAGGGAGAGUGAACUUCUGGAAAAAGCAUAUGGACAUUACUUUGACCUCAAAAUAGUGAACAACGACAUAGAAGAAACAAUCAACACAUUGGAGCAAGCCAUUAAGGAUGUGUCUAUAACACCACAGUGGGUGCCAGUCAGCUGGGUGUACUGA